This is a messenger RNA of Phascolarctos cinereus (koala), 3895 nucleotides long. RefSeq names its product heat shock protein family A (Hsp70) member 4 like (gene HSPA4L). Lineage: Eukaryota; Metazoa; Chordata; Mammalia; Diprotodontia; Phascolarctidae. Gene Ontology annotation, molecular function: ATP-dependent protein folding chaperone; ATP binding. Gene Ontology annotation, biological process: protein folding. Gene Ontology annotation, cellular component: nucleus; cytosol. The record is from RefSeq and is a predicted model, not a curated record.
ACCUCCCCGGCGACCGAGCGCGCAGGCGCAGAGCCCAGUAACUGCCGGUUGGUGGCUGAUGAACCGCAGUGGGGGAGAGACGCUCCGAGGCAAGCGGCGGCGACUCAGGCCCGGCCCCUGCUCCCUCCCGGCUCGGCCCCGGCCCCGGCCCUCGGUUCCCGCCCCGGCCCCGGCUCACCGGCCCUUCCUCGCCCCUCGCAGCCCCAACGGCGAGCGCGCAGCAGGCGCCCCUCCCGGCUCGGCGGCAGCGGCAGCAUGUCUGUUGUCGGCAUCGACCUCGGCUUUCUCAACUGCUACAUCGCCGUGGCGCGAAGCGGCGGCAUCGAGACCAUCGCCAACGAGUACAGCGACCGGUGUACCCCGGCUUGUAUAUCUUUAGGAUCCAAAACUCGAACAAUUGGGAAUGCAGCCAAAAGCCAGAUUGUUACAAAUGUAAGAAAUACAUUACAUGGCUUCAAAAAACUCCAUGGACGGUCUUUUGAUGAUCCCAUUGUACAGACUGAAAGGUUCAAGCUUCCCUAUGAGCUUCAGAAAAUGCCGAAUGGAAGUACAGGAGUUAAGGUUCGGUACCUAGAAGAAGAUCGGCCUUUUGCAAUCGAGCAGGUCACUGGAAUGCUUUUGGCCAAGCUUAAGGAGACUUCAGAAAAUGCUUUGAAGAAGCCUGUGGCAGAUUGUGUGAUUUCAGUUCCUAGUUUCUUCACCGACACGGAGAGAAGGUCCGUGAUGGCAGCUGCCCAGGUCGCCGGCUUAAAUUGUUUAAGACUGAUGAAUGAAACCGCUGCAGUUGCGCUCGCGUAUGGAAUUUAUAAGCAAGACCUUCCCCCUUUGGAGGAGAAACCAAGAAAUGUCGUGUUUGUCGAUAUGGGGCAUUCCGCCUACCAAGUUUCAGUUUGUGCUUUUAACAAGGGAAAACUCAAGGUCUUGGCUACUACUUUUGAUCCGUACCUGGGUGGCAGGAACUUUGAUGAUGCUUUAGUAGAUUACUUCUGUGACGAGUUCAAGGCAAAGUAUAAACUGAAUGUGAAAGAUAAUUCUCGAGCCCUGCUGCGCUUAUACCAGGAGUGUGAAAAACUAAAGAAACUGAUGAGUGCAAAUGCGUCGGACCUUCCUUUGAACAUCGAGUGUUUCAUGAAUGACCUUGAUGUUUCCAGUAAAAUGAACAGGGCUCAGUUUGAGCAGCUUUGUGCUUCUCUCUUGGCCAGAGUGGAACCACCUUUAAAAGCUGUAAUGGAACAAGCAAACUUGAGCCGUGACGACAUAAACAGUAUAGAAAUUGUGGGAGGCGCAACCCGAAUCCCCGCCGUGAAGGAGCAGAUUGCCAAGUUCUUCCUUAAAGACAUAAGUACCACAUUAAACGCCGAUGAAGCUGUUGCAAGAGGGUGCGCACUGCAGUGCGCAAUUCUUUCUCCAGCCUUUAAAGUUCGUGAGUUUUCCAUCACGGAUGUUGUUCCCUAUUCAGUAACAUUAAGAUGGAAAUCAUCUUUUGAGGAUGGAACUGGGGAAUGUGAAGUGUUCUGUAAGAACCAUCCUGCUCCAUUCUCAAAAGUUAUUACCUUUCACAAGAAGGAACCGUUUGAACUAGAAGCAUAUUAUACCCAUCCAUAUGAAGUGCCUUAUCCUGAUCCCCGAAUUGGGAACUUCACUAUUCAGAAUGUUUUUCCCCAGUCUGAUGGUGACAGUUCCAAAGUGAAGGUUAAAGUACGUGUUAAUAUCCAUGGUAUCUUCAGUGUGGCUAGUGCAUCGGUAAUUGAGAAGCAGAGUUUGGAAGGGGAUCACAGUGAUAUACCUAUGGAAACAGAGUCAUCAUUUAAGAAUGAAGGCAAAGAUGAGAUGGACAAAAUGCAAGUUGACCAAGAAGAAGGCCAUCAAAAAGGCCACGCUGAGCAUACCCCAGAGGAGGAAAUUGAUCACACGGGUGCCAAGACAAAGCCAGCGCCUUCUGACAAGCAAGAGCGAGCAAACCAGAAUGUUAAAAAAGGAAAAGUCAAGAGCAUCGAUUUGCCCGUCCAAAGUAGCCUGUACAGACAGCUGGGCCAGGAUCUCAUCAACAGUUAUAUAGAAAAUGAGGGAAAGAUGAUCAUGCAGGACAAAUUAGAGAAAGAAAGAAAUGAUGCCAAGAAUGCUGUGGAAGAGUAUGUGUAUGAUUUCAGAGACAAGCUAUGCAAUGUCUAUGAAAAAUUUGUCACUGCAGAAGAUUCAAGUAAACUGUCUUCAAUGUUGGAAGAUACUGAAAAUUGGCUUUAUGAAGAUGGCGAAGAUCAGCCAAAACAAAUUUACGUGGAUAAACUUCAAGAAUUAAAGAAAUUUGGCCAGCCUAUUCAAAUUAGAUACGUAGAACAUGAAGAGAGACCAAAAGCUUUGAAUGACUUGGGAAAGAAGAUCCAACUUCUUAUGAAAGUGGUAGAAGCAUUUAAGAAUAAGGAUGAAAAAUAUGAUCACUUAGAUGCUGCUGACAUGGAAAAGGUGGAAAAAUUUGUCAAUGAAGCCAUGAAUUGGUUGAACAGCAAGAUGAAUGCGCAAAACAAAUUAAGCCUCACUCAAGAUCCGGUGGUGAAAGUAGCCGAAAUAGUGGCGAAGUCCAAGGAGCUGGAUAGUUUUUGUAACCCCAUCAUUCACAAGGCCAAACCCAAAGUGGAGGUGUCUGAAGACCAAGCGAAAGCGAAUGGUGAACACAAUGGACCAAUGAAUGGACAGAGUGGGACGGAAAGUAAGCCUGAUGCAGCCCAGGAAAGCUCCCCGCACACUAAGCCUUCUGCUGGAGAGAUGGAAGUGGACUAAGGCGUCAGGGGUCCCCGUCACGCAUCCAGACAGUGCAAGAAGAUGUCAGUGUUGCUCUUGGUUCUUUGUGGAACAUGAGUCAGCCAGCAAUCUGAGAGGGUAAACAUGGGAAGCAUUUUGAUACGCCUUGCCUGAAUUUGUAAGAAGCAAGAAGACAUCUCAUUUGAAAGCACUUGCUUUUAUGAUGAUGACAGCUUGAUAAAGCUCCCGUGGUGCCAUCUGUGUGUUUGGCAGAGAUGCAUUGCAGAGCCUGUGUUAAGAACCUUCCCGUGGAAAAUGAUUUGUGACGAGUAGCCUGAUGAUGAUAGCAGUGUCAAAACUGGCAAGCUGUUUAUUACCGUCUGCAGUUCACAAGAGUGAGAAACGUACACGCUGUCAGGCCCUCGUGUAACUGAUUGUAAUGGAGAAUAACCAAUAUGUGGACGAUUAAUUUUGCCUACUUGAUAUGUCAUUUUUAUUUAAUUAACCUUACUAUGAAAGGUACACGCCCAGUCUCGUAUUUCUGACAGAAUCCAGGUACCAGGUUUGUUUGGAAGAUUUUGAUGGUAAAAGUAUCCUAUUUCAUAUGAGGCUAUUUAUUAAAUAUUUUGUCAAUAAAUAUACUGGCAAAAUAAAACUUGGGACUACAGUGUUUCUAAAAACUAAAAGAAGGAUUAACAUAUAAAUGAAUCCUUAAACUUUUGGUAGUUUCCUAAUAGGAUAGCAAACUAUUAAACAUUGAUGUGCGUAGUCACUAUUAUACUCUACCUGCCCAGUCUUAUUUCCUGUCUCUUCUAGAGUAUUCAUGAUGCCUUUGUGAAUUCUACUUUGUUUUUGUUUGUGUGUAAACUGUAGGAUUAUGGCUGUACUUCCAGAUAGAUUAUCAUAAGCCAGUGAAUUUUGAAAUUUCUGUUAGGUGUUUUCCUUUCUACAUUGAAAACAUACAUAUUCUGUGGGAUUGAGAUAGAGGGAACUCAAGGAUGUGCAGAGGUGCUCUCAAUGUUGUAUCUCAACCUUGCUGCUGCUAUUUAUAAUAUUUGAAAAAUAUUUCUCCAUAUUGGUAUUAUCUUGUUAACAAACUGCUGUGCUUACAAUAAAUUGUUGUUUGAAUUAGCAAGGAUACAACCACCAAAUACGA